UCGGACUCUCUCACUAAACUCAAUUACUACGCACUUCUCUCUCUACAAAGGAAACUGACUCAAUAUUCGAAGGGCUAACGGGCCCGAGCGCCCCCCUCUGUGUUCUUGUGUGUAGGCCAGACGCCUAGUGUCAAAGGAGCAAGUUUGGGCGCCUGAGCAAUCGGUGGCGUGGCACCUAGGCUCAAACAGUAGUACUUGGAUAAUUUAAUUUGAAUUAUAAUGGGUUUGGUUAAAUUUUUAGUUUGUUUGGUUUUGAUAGUUUGAUUUGGUUUAACACUGCUAAUCAAUUAAAAUAAUUAACCAAUUAAGAAAUUAACAAUAUAUCUAAUAUUAUAUAACAUAUUCUCAAUAUUUUGUAUUACCACCCAAGAGUCAAAAGUUCAUUCCUUUUAAAUCCAUAAAAAAUAAAGCUCAUAAUUAUUCAUAAACAUGAGCUCAUAAUUUAAACAAAGAUCACACAUUGUAUUGGAUGAAAACCUGAAAGGAAUAGAUUUUUAGCAUCUGAUAACUGCUAAGAGAUUAAGACAAUUUACAUGCCAAACUUAUUACCCCACGCCAUUGAUAAUAUUUUUGUUAGGUAGCUACUUCUAAUAUUGUAAGAUAAUUAUAUUAGUAACAUGUGUUUGUUAAGAGUUAACUAUAAGUUUAUUAUUAUGUUUUAUUCCUUUCUAUGUACGUAUUAUGGAUUGAUGCAUUAAGAGUAUAUUUUUUCUCAUUUAAUGAUAAUGCUAUGUUAUAUUGAUUGACACAAUUAACCAAUUAACCAAAUCGAGUAAACUUUAAUAUGAUUAAUUUGGUGGUUAUGAUAAUUUGGACGAAUUGGUUUAAAUAUUGUAUUCCAUGAUUAAUAGAAUUUUGACUUAACUGUCUUGGUAAUUGUCAUAGUGAUACGAUCCCAAAUUGCUUGUAUUUGAGGCUUCCCUAGAUUGGACAAGAAGCAAGGAUAAUGAGGGCCAAAGAACGACUAAUUUGGCUAAGUGUUUUUUAUGUUUCAGGUUACUCAUUUUGGAGGCUUGGUUCUCUCGAGUCUCUCCAUGGAAAUUCAAGUUUGACGGCUUGUUUUGAAGGUGGAGAGUUCCUAUACAAUAUGGAAGACUUGGAGGUUGAAGGUGAGGUCUGGAAGGUCGCGAUCAAAGUUCUCCAAGUUGCUAAUGCGAAAACCGAGAAGCUGUCUGUUUUUUACCAAGGCAAAACACGAGUUCGAGGUGCUGACUUUGAGGCUUCAUAUCUGGGGUUUGGGGCAGAACCAGGAGGUGAUUCAAGUUGGAGAAGAUAGAGUGAAACUUUCUAAACCCAGAACGGGCAUUGGUUGAUGUCAACUUGGCUGGGAAGACGAGGAUCAAAGGGUCCAAAGAUGCUAGCGGGAGCUGCCAGAAAUCGGAGUUACAUUCGGAUUCCAAGUUCUUUGAGGAUUACUUGUUUAAUUCGUUUCCAAGUUGAAUUAGGUUAAUUUCAGUUCUAGUUUUAGUUUGUCUGUAGUUGUUUAAGCCUAUAAAAGGCCUCAUUAUCGAAUCGUAACACAGAGAGUUGAUUUAUGAAGAAAACCCCAAAUUCUCAACGGUUUGAGUUGUGAGUUGUCUUGGUUUUGGUUGCGAUCAAAGCUUGCUGAAUCAGGUCUAUUGAUUGAGCAAACCCACUCGAUUAAAUCGAAGGCUAACGACCGUGCAAUCUCCCAUGUGUGAGAUUUCCCCUUCGUUUACAUCCAAUUGGCUUCCAAACUGGCUUACCUAAGCUUGUGGAAGAACCCUGUUUUGUGAACUUGUUCGAGGAAGGCUAAUCCGAGGCUUCGAGACCUCUUGACUGCGUGAACUCUAACUAAAACCCUGAUUAGGGAUUUAUCACAUGGUAACCAUUUGUACACCCCUAUUUAUUACCAUAACAUCUUGGCUAUCCAAUAUCCAUAGACGCCAUUCGUCGAUGGUUGUUGAAGGCUUUCCUCCCUCUUUCAUUUGACUCAUCUAUUAAGUUUAUCACUGCUCGUUUCUUCUUACAGCUCUUUUCGACCGAUUGAUCUAGGGUUUUACUCUUCCAAAUUCUACCUCCUCGUCACCGGUCUUACUUCAGAUGCACAAACUCAAUAGGGGAAUGAGUCUUUUUUUAAUCCAAUACCAUGUUCGAUAUAAGCGGAAACCUUGCAACUAAUGUUGUGAAAUUUUUCAUUUUCACUCUUCACCAGCUUGUUACGAGAGAAGCCAUCAUUGCAAUUCGACAAUUUUCUUGGUUUGUUUAUCAUUUUAUAUAUUUUCUUUAUUAUUUUGAGUUUCGUAUUAUUUUAGAUUUUUGUUAUAGUUAUUAGUUAGAAGUUUGGAACCCUAGGCAUGGUUAAUAAUAUGAAAAGAUUGGAACUCUAUGUUUCUUUUGCUUGGUUAUUUCUUUGUUCAGUUUAGUAAUUUUGUAGCUGUUUUGGAUUGUUCUCGCUAUUAACGAGAUCCUCAAUUCGAGAGUUUCGAGCAACACAUCCCAAACCAGUAACACAACUCUACACGGUUAGUCAUCAAACCAAAACGUAAACAUCAAAUAUACCUACGUCGAACAAUCAACCAUAAACCCAUUUGCCAAACUUCAAAAUCAGGAUGCUACCAUCCAUCACCCAAGAACAAACAAACCACUAGUCUUACUGUACGUAUUUCAAUAGUAGCAAGCGAACAGUACUCUAGGGCAUCGCGUACUUCUUAAAGACCAUGCUUUUCCAGCCAACGCCUCUGCCCUUUUCGUACUAGUGUCAAUCGAGCUUUUGAUGCCGGCGCAGAAUUCAUCAGCGAGCCUUCUGAAGGUUGGAUGAGAAUUGGAUUAGUUGGACAUUUUAGUGGAUGGACAAAAUUGGAUUGGAUUGAUGGAUUGGAAAGGAAAUUGCCACCUCUAUUACCUUAUGACACUUGGUAUGGGGCGAGUGUGUAUUAGAGAUAAAUAAAAGAAUUUAAUUAUU
Linum trigynum is the source of this 2926-nucleotide messenger RNA. Lineage: Eukaryota; Viridiplantae; Streptophyta; Magnoliopsida; Malpighiales; Linaceae. The record is from the annotation of a GenBank genome assembly.